This is a messenger RNA of Rotaria sp. Silwood2, 942 nucleotides long. The record is from the annotation of a GenBank genome assembly. NCBI's taxonomy places the organism in Eukaryota, Metazoa, Rotifera, Eurotatoria, Philodinida, Philodinidae.
AUGUCAUCAUCAGGAAGUCCGAAUACUAGUUCGAAUAUUGUUCUAUCAAAUAUUGUUACAUCAGCUUUGGGUCAAUUAAAUUGGGCUGAAUUAGAACAAAAACAACCUAAACCUGUUAAACCUCUUCAUGUUAAACGUCCGAUGAAUGCAUUUAUGGUUUGGGCACAAGCUGCUCGAAAAAAUUUAACAACUAAUUUAUCUGUUGUUAAUAAUGCACAAUUAAGUAAAACAUUAGGAAAAUUAUGGAAAUCAUUACCACAAGAACAGCGUCGACCAUUUAUUGAAGAAGCUGAACGUAUUCGGGAACAACAUAAACGUGAUUAUCCUGAAUAUCGAUAUCAACCAAAACGUAAAGUUAAAAAUGCUCGUUAUCAUCCAUAUUCAACACCAAAUACAAGUAAAUCAUCUUCAUCACCAUCAUCUUCAUCAGCUAAUGAUAUAAGUGUACAAAGUGAUCAUCAUCAUCCACCUAUGACUUCAUCACCAUGUUCAUCAUCUAUUGACGAAUCGACAACAAGUAUGUCAUCUGUUAUUCCAUCAUUUCAAUCUCAACAAAUUUAUUCAACAAAAUAUAAUCAUGAUGAUGACAAUGAUGAAAGUGGUUGUAGCUCAAAAGAAAAUUUUCCUCCAUUAUCAUAUUAUUCAGAAUCAAUAUCGACAAAUAUUGAAGGUGAUCAUGAAUAUAAUACAAUGACAAAUGGAAUUUAUUCAAGUACAACAAUGCAAUCAAAUGAAAAUUUUUCUUAUCCAAACAUGUACAAUUCAUAUUAUCAAGUAUUUCCUCAUCAGGUAGCUACUGAUUAUGAUAACACUUCUCGUUAUAAUACAAAUUAUGGUUUGAUCCCAUAUGAUUCAUCCUAUAUGACAUAUCCAUCGACUUCAUUUGUUCCACAUACAACUACUAAUUUCAACUAUAUGAACAAUCAUUAUCCUUCUACUUAA